AUGUCCCUAAAUGCCGAAGACGACCCCACAAAAAUACUAGAAGCCGGACUCACCGAGCUGUCCAACGCCAACAUCGAUGUCGUCCGAAUGGCACUUUCUGAAGGCUUCUCCGCAGAACUGGGCAAUUAUUCCGAAAACAUCAAGACGGAGCUGUCCAAGGCGCACCGGGCUGUCGUAGAAGAAGUUUUGGCGAAUUCCGACAAACUGACCGCACUACAAGAAGCCAUCAUCCAAUGCGAUAAAGUAUUUGAGAAUUUAGAGCAGGUGCUGCGUGGCUUCCAAAAUGAUCUCGGUUCAAUCAGUGAGGAUAUGAAGUCGCUGCAGAGCCAAUCCGCGACCAAGAAUCAAGAGUUGGAAAAUCGACAGAAAGUGCGCGGCGAGAUUAGCCAGUUUGUCGACGACAUCGUUGUGCCGCAGCAAAUGGUAAAGAUGAUUAUUGAGCAAGACGCGAAUGACCGGACUUUCCUCGAAAACCUGCACGAACUGCACCGGAAAAUCUUAUUCAUCCAAUCCCAAGAACACAAAGAGGCUCGGGCUAUUCAUGACGUUGAGCCGGUAUUGGAGUCGCUACGGAUAAAAGCGAUUGAGAAGUGCCGGGAGUGGAUUCUGCUGAAGAUCUAUCAGUUCCGGAAGCCCUUGUCCAACUAUCAAGUACCACAGCAUCAGAUGCUCAAGUCGCGCUUCUUUUACGAAUUUCUCAUCCAUCACGAAGCUGUUAUCGCUGCCGAAGUGCAGGAUGAAUAUGUGGACACCGUUGGGAAGAUGUUCUUCUCAUAUUUCAAGGUAUACACCUCGCGCCUAUUCAAGCUGCUGAUGACGGACAGUGCCUCAAAAGAAGAUCUACUCGGCACGGAAGAUACGCACAAAACCACCGGCAUAUCUACGUUCUUUGGCGCGAAGCCGCAAGUGCGAAACCGAGCCACCGUCUUCUCAUUGGGCCGGAGACAUGAGCUCCUGCGCGAUCAGUUCCUGGCUCCGCUGAUCAUCCCACAUGCUGCAAAGGAACUGAACGAGAAAUUCCAAUUCGAGAGCCUCUUCCGGUCGAUCCACUUCGCCCUGGUCGACCAUUGCAGUCACGAGUUCCUGUUCAUCACCGACUUUUUCCUCGUUUCCGGGCCGAUCGCGGUCGAGAUGCACAAGCGAAUCAUGCAUCGAGCACUCACCCAAUUGCUGCGGGCGUUUGACGAGAAGAUCAUGCAGAACUAUGAUGCCAUCUCCCUCUACCUCUGCAUCUGCCUGGCCACAAAGUUCAAGAAUCUGCUGACUGAGCGGGAGACGCCGACGAACAAUUGGUACUGGGAUGAAAUCACGAACCGUCUCUGGCAACGCUUCGACCAAGUGAUGAGCCUGCACAACGAAAGCGUCAAGAGCCUGGAUGUCAAGAAAAUGCAUCUCGACACUCGCCCCAACUACAUUGUGCGACGCUACGCCGAACUCACGUGCGCACUGCUCGUCAUCUCCGAGGUCUCCAAUUCUGGCGUGGAGGGCCGGUUGGAGAGCGUGCUCGAAUCGAACGAGGAUUCGAUUGAGCAGCUGCUGGGCAGGAUGGCAAGCACAUGGCGGGAGCCAAGGGAACGGCUCGUCUGCCUGAUCAACAACUAUGAUCUGAUCCUCGGAAUUCUCGACGAGAGGGUGACGAUGAAUACUCGGAUCCGCACAAUCGUCUACGAGCUCAGCCAGAAAGCCGCCAGCGAAUUCGUGGAGUUGAGUCUCGCCCCCUACUUCACGGAUAUCAUCUCGCUGGUUACCGAAUGUGAGCCGCUGAUCGAGCAGCAGGCCGCUCAACUGCUCGUACGCUACAAUGAGAAAUUGACGGCCGUCAUCCGCCAUUUCGCGCAGACCUGGAAAGCGUCAAUCGACCAGAUCAACGGCGACAUUGUCAAGUCGUUCACCAAUUUCAAGAACGGCACCACAAUUCUUCAAUCGGCAUUCACGCAAUUCGUCUCGAUGUAUCAGCGUUUCGUGAAGAUGGCUGGCCAUGAUGCGUUCCGUGAAUGCCCGGCGCGCAAUGAUCUAAUCAAUAUUCACCAUAUUAUGAUCGAAUUGAAGAAGUACAAGCCUGUCUAU
Mesorhabditis spiculigera is the source of this 2067-nucleotide messenger RNA. Lineage: Eukaryota; Metazoa; Nematoda; Chromadorea; Rhabditida; Rhabditidae. The record is from the annotation of a GenBank genome assembly.